Messenger RNA from Bubalus bubalis (water buffalo), 2155 nucleotides. RefSeq names its product NADH dehydrogenase [ubiquinone] 1 alpha subcomplex subunit 1-like. The record is from RefSeq and is a predicted model, not a curated record. NCBI's taxonomy places the organism in Eukaryota, Metazoa, Chordata, Mammalia, Artiodactyla, Bovidae. The coding region runs from base 1829 to 2041 and encodes 70 amino acids. The transcript has a single exon.
UCACGCCAUUCCGUGGCAGCUCAGGGCUUGAAGACCACUGGGCUGUACCUUCUCCAGUUGUCUCUGUUCUGUGGUAAUGUUAACUGUAUUAAAACCUGCUUUCUGCUAUAAUUUUUUAAUGUUCUUAAAUUUUGAAGCUUGGUGCUUUUCUUUACAUACUGAAGAAAAGUUGAUAGUUGUGUCUUAAAUUAAUAUUUCAUAUUCAUAUUAUAUGGUAUAAAUACUUAUUUUUAACAGUAUAAUGUUAUCAGCCAAAUCUCCUGUUGUAUAGUGUUAAGUAAGUGUGUAGCACACAAUGCAGCCAUUCUGUGGUUUUUCACUUUAUAAGGGACAUUUGAUGCCAAGUACACUGUUGUAGUAGAGAAUGUGUCAUUGGAUGUGGGAAUGACUUGCAUUAUCUGCUUCAGAACUGAGAGUUGGGGUAUAGUUUGAAUUUUAGUUAUAAAGUGUGAGGCCACUGACCUUUAGGUAGAUUUUGCCUUUUUAGGUCUAUUAAAACAAUUUCUUCAUGCUUAUAAUUAAAAAGUGUCCAUGAAUUUAGGAAAGCUGGACCUCAAUUCUAUGAAUAAUUUUGUGAUGUUGAAGUUGGUUUUUGACCAGAAUCCAGCCCAGGAACUAGCAGUUAAAGGAAAACCAACUUCCCCCUAAUGUGAAGAGAACCUUGUGACAGAGCUGCUUAUCAUGGGUCUUCCAGAAGCCCCCGUUGAAGGAAGAAUUCGUGCUUUAUGUACCGUGUUAGAGAACUGGCUUGUCAGCUAAAGGCUACUGUCAGCAGCAUUUGGGGGUGGUUGUUUCAGUUGUUUGCCCUGUUGUGAGUGGAGUCACCAGAAUCAGUGCAUCUUACACAGGCAGCCUACAGCUAUAUUAUCCCAGAUCCUAAAGGAAAUGGCUUUGGAAAAGCAGCUGUGAGCUAGUCAUUAAGUAAGCGUUUACACGAGUGAUCUUGGAGUCAGGUGCAUGGAUGUGUGUGUAUAGAUGGAUAACUGAGUCAUCAGACACCCAAUACUCAAGAUGAUGGUAAUUGUCACCAGGAGGCAGAAAUGUGGGUUAAUUACCAGUUUCUUGACUCGGUUCAAAAUCAGUCAAAUUUAUUGGAUAGAACAGCCUCCGUGAAGCUGAGUCCAGUGAGGGUGAAAGGCAGGGGGUGGAAUAAGUGAUGAGGAUCCCUCAGGGCAUGCCUGGAGGGUAGACUUUUAUAGAAAGUCUCCUGCUUUAUAAAAUACACUAGAACAAUAAAGCACUUCUGUGGGCUGAUUGGCUUCAGGUCAAUUUGUGACUCAAGGGUAAAGUAAAUAAGGAUCAGAGCUGGUGAUGAUGGAAAAGGAUUUUAUAAAACACUGAAUUCUUAGUAUGAGUUACUUUUCAAGUAUGUUGAAUCCAGUGAUAUUUAUUAAUUGAUUGAAUUGCUUAAUUAGCCUUCUCUUACAGGCUUAAUAAACAGUUCCAGUGUUAGUGCGUUCUGCGGUUGCCUGACUAGGAUGUGACAGAGAAUUCGGUUUGUGUUUAAUUUAUAUAUGUGUGCUCUUUUUCGUUAGUUAGUGUAGUACGUGUUCCUCGAUGCCCAUCAGCAGAGCCGGAAAGUUCCUUUUGGACCUCUUCUUGCCACUUCAGCAUUUAUACACUCAGCUUGUUACACAUUCUGUGUAGAAGAACCUAGCUUGAAAUCUGUGUUAAUAUUAGACUUAGAGUGAAGAUUAUUUUUAACUCAGUAACCACAGAAAUCAUCUUUUAAAACAAAUUCUUGGCAGAGCUUACCCGGAAGAGAUCGAAGCCAGGUCACCUUUAAGGGACCUGGAAGGGAGUGUUUGGCCUCCAGAAGGGCGUCGCGAUGUGGUUCGAGGUUCUCCCCGGGAUCGCCAUCAUGGGCGUGUGCUUGUUCAUCCCGGAAAUGGCCACCGCACGCAUCCACAGGUUCAGUAACGGGGGCAAGGAAAAAAGGGUUGCCCAUUAUUCAUAUCAGUGGUAUUUGAUGGAAAGAUAUAGGCGCAUCUCUGGAGUAAACCGUUACUAUGUGUCAGUGGGUUUGGAGAACAUUGAUUAAGGAAACGUUUUCCUGGUUGAUGAAGAACAACUCAGUCAUGCUCUUCUAUCCCUGCUAGUAGAUUAUGCAGUAUAUUGUGUAGCAUGCAUUGUAUUUUGUAGUGUGUAAUAAAAA